AUGGCUGGGCAGCCGUCGCAGGGCUCUGCUCAUGCUCAGGGACACACUCCUCCUAGCGCAGGAGGCUCUUCCUCGCUUCCUCCCAUCUCGCUCGACACCUUCCGCGCCGCCUCGUUCGAUGUCGCCAAAUUCGUCACGCAGCUUAUGGACGAGGAUGUCAGGAAGGCAAAGGAGGACGGAGCUGCCUUCGACCCAGCCCCCCACAUCCGCACCCUCGAAGCGGCACUCGCCCAACUGCUCCCUCUGCGCAAGGCGAAUGCGCAGAAGACGAGCGAGCUUGAACGGCAGGUCGCUGUGGCGGAGCGGGCGUACAGGGGUGAUGUGAGGGGUGCGAAGGCCGGAUUUGAGACGGUCAACACGCAGUUCCAGGCGCUCGACACCAAGAUCACCUCGAUUGGCCGAACAGCUGUUCGGAUAGGCGAGCAACUCGAAUCGAUCGACCGGCUACGACAACGAGGGAGCGAGGCGCACGACCUGAUUCUAUACUACAACGAGUUUGCGGCGGGCGAUACGAGUCGGCUAGAAAAGAUGCGGAAAGAGGGAGGACGAGAGGGACGGAGAAAGGUGGCGAUCGCGGCGCGACGACUACUCAGUCUAUCGAAGGAGGUUGAGGGUGUGGAGGGAGCGGACAAGACGCGGGAGACGAUCGAGCGAUACUGCGAGCGGUUCGAGAAGGACAUGCUGCGUCUGUUCGACCGGUACUAUCGAAAAGGCGACCCGAAAGCGAUGGCGGAUUUCAAUGGCGGCCAGUCGUGCAUCCAGAUCUACGUCAACCAGCACGACUUCUUCAUCUCGAAGGAGCGGGUGCAAGAAGCUGCAGGCGGCCUCGUCGGUGGAGCUAUCUGGGACCUCCUUCCCGACCCCGACUCGAAGGCGCCAAAGUCCGAACCCGGCUUGACCAGCCUGUUUGACGAGAUCCGAGUGACGGUUGGGCAGGAGGCGCAGAUCGUCACGGCCGUCUUCCCGAACCCGGCGAUCGUUAUGCAGGUCUUCCUGCAGCGGGUCUUUGCGCAGGUGAUCCAGGGAUACAUCGAAACACUCAUCCAGACCGCCUCGUCCUCGUCGACUCUCGCCUACCUCCGCAUCCUCCACCUCUCUCGCGCACAGACCAAUUCGCUCGUGGACGAUCUCAAGUCCCACGAGUUCUUCCGUUCUUCCUCCGCCUCCGCCUCCUCCGCCAUUGUCGGCCCUUCACUUCUCAAUCCGCUCGGUUCGACACAUUCGACCGCGCUGUCGAACGUCACCUCUCCCACCUCGAGCGGGUUCCCCUCCGCGACUGGCGGCGGCGCAGGCGCUGUCGGCGUUGCGGCGGUCAGCCAGAUGCUCGAUCAGAGCGUCGACGAGCUGUUCGUGCCGUACAUGGAGGGUGCGCGGUACCUCGACAAGGAGGGCAAGAGUUUGACGGAGUUGUACGCGGCAAAGCUGAUGCGAUUCACGAACUGGCAUCGCGCGAUGAACAAGGCCAAGCCGUCCAACACGAUCUUCGACCGCAUGGUCAAUCAGCUCUCGUCCGCCGCCCACCAAGCCGCACAUCCCGGCUCUUCCUCCGCCGUCCCCUCAACUACUCAGCCCGCCGAUCACGCAGACGCUUCACGUCUCGACCGGCUCAUGAAGUUCUCCGGCCUGUCGAACAUCGUCGACAAGGGUUCUUCCUCGGCCGACAAGCCGGAGGAGAUCAGUCCGGAGAUGAUGUACGAGGACGGAGAUGGCGAGCUGAGUGUCGAGACGGCGGAGAAGAUGCUCGAGUGGCACGCGGAGGCGGUCGGCAGGAUGGUCGAGCUGAGUCCGGCGAGCGAAGUCCCGAAGAACGCCUUCACGCUGCUCAAGGUGCUCGCAGACAGCUUCGGCAAGGGCUAUCUCGAGACCGCUCUCGACACCGCCAUCCAUCAGCUCUCGCUGUACGACGGCAAGAGCGAGCCCGACCUCGCACCGAUCGGAGUCAUUCGGCGGGCCGACAUGAUCAUGCACCUGUGGCAGCGGUACAUCUCCACCGCGCUCGUCCCUCUCGCCGGUACGUCCGUCACCGUCCGCCGCGAGAUGGGCGUCUUCAACAACCACGUUAGCGUACGCAUCGAGGGCAAGGUCAACAUGAUUGUCCAGCGGACAACGGACGCUAUCGUCUCGUACCUAUCCGUCCUCCUCUCGAAGCAGAAGAAGGCCGACUUCCGACCGAAGAACGAUGAGCUCGCCUUCUCGCGCCUCAACACUGAGCCGUGUCUCCUUGCUUGCGACUUUCUCGCCAAGGUUCGCGAAGCGGCCGUCAACGCGUUGUCCGGCAGAAAUGCAGAGAUCUUUCUGACCGAAGUCGGGGUGACCUUCCACACCCUUCUCCUCGAACACCUGAAGAAGUUCCCUGUCUCGGCAACGGGCGGCCUGAUGCUCACCAAGGAUCUCGCGCUGUACCAAGACACGAUCUCCGCCUUCUCGCUCCCCGCGCUGAACGACCGCUUCGAGAUGCUCCGCCAACUCGGCAACGUCUUCAUCGUUCAGCCCGACAUCCUCCGCUCGUACCUGAACGAAGCGUACCUCGCGCGAAUUGAGAACCGCCUGCUCCGACCUUUCGUCAUGAUGCGUAGCGACUAUGGCGACUACUCGAGGAGGUUCUGGGACGAGGUGUUCGGUCCAGAUGGCGUGCAAGGUGCGGAUGGUGCGGCGGGACAGGUCGGUGGUAGCGCGGCAGGCCAAGGAGGAGCAACGGGUGGAGCGAUGGGAGGUGCCGUCUCAGCUUUGGGCAAGAUCCCCGGCCUCUCGUCGCUCGGAAACUUCAGCUCCGGCUUUGCGUCGAGCGCAGGCGGAUCAGGCGCCGCGAACGGCUCUGCAACCGGUGGCGGCGGACCAUCCAGCGCCGGAUUCAUCGCCAGCAGUUUCGGAUCACACUUCACCUCCUCUUCCUCGCCCCACCUCUCGUCCUCCUCGACGUUCCAGACCUCCGCCGCGCAGUCAUCCGCCUCUCAACCGGCAUACGACCCCUCCCACCCACCCGCUCCUCCCCCUCGCCCCUCCUCAUCCGCCAGUUUCACCCACCCAUCCGCCGUCUCGCAUUCGUCAGCCGCACAAUCGAACAGCGCGAAUCGGAAACAGAGCUUGUUCGGGACGCUGAUGAGGGACUUUGAGGGGUUGGGAUUGAGAGAUGAUGCGGCGAGUGGAGGGUAUGCGAGCGACUCGGCGGGGCGGAGCGCGAGGGAGUAG
Rhodotorula toruloides NP11 is the source of this 3189-nucleotide messenger RNA. Its product is annotated as exocyst complex component protein. The record is from RefSeq and is a predicted model, not a curated record. Gene Ontology annotation, biological process: exocytosis; Golgi to plasma membrane transport. Bases 1 to 3189 code for a protein of 1062 amino acids. The transcript has 14 exons. Gene Ontology annotation, cellular component: exocyst; cytoplasm. Lineage: Eukaryota; Fungi; Basidiomycota; Microbotryomycetes; Sporidiobolales; Sporidiobolaceae.